CUGGUAACUUGGUGGAAGCUGAAGAAGUUCCCCGCCAUUCUCAUUCUUACUUUCCCGCCAUUAUCUGCCACUAAAGACCACUCACUGAAGCUCCACAUUUUACCUAAUCGAAGAGGCGAAGCUAGCUCGAAUCCUAUCGCUCUCUGUAACUCAAGAGCACCAUCGACUCUUUAUCCCAAAGGAGAAAUGGGCGACACCGAUUUUCACGAAUCAAACCAACUGCCUGAACUCAAGCUAGAUUCUAAGCAGGCUCAAGGGUUUCUCUCUUUCUUCAAAACCCUACCGGAGGACCCUCGGGCAGUUCGGCUCUUUGAUAGACGGGACUAUUAUACCGCUCAUGGUGAAAAUGCAACUUUUAUCGCCAAGACUUAUUACCAUACAACUACGGCUAUGCGGCAAUUGAGUAAUGGGUCUGAUUGUCUUUCGAGUGUUAGCAUCAAUAGAAAUAUGUUUGAAACAAUCGCCCGGGAUCUUCUUCUGGAUAGAACUGACCAUACCCUUGAACUCUAUGAGGGAAGUGGGUCUAAUUGGAAACUGGUAAAGAGUGGAACUCCGGGAAAUCUGGGCAGUUUUGAAGAUGUUUUGUUUGCCAACAUUGAAAUGCAAGAUUCUCCUGUGGUUGUUGCACUCAAUCCAAACUUCCGUGAAAAUGGGUGCACAGUGGGUUUGAGCUAUGUUGAUUUGAAUAGAAGAGUUUUAGGGCUGGCAGAAUUUAUGGAUGAUAGUCACUUCACAAAUGUUGAGUCAACUUUGGUUGCUCUUGGCUGCAAGGAAUGCCUUCUACCUAUUGAAGCUGGCAAAGCGAGUGAAUAUAGAGUUUUGCAUGAUAUCAUGGACAAAUGUGGUGUCAUGUUAACGGAGAGAAAGAAAAAUGAGUUCAAAGCAAGAGAUUUGAUGCAAGAUCUGGGUAGGCUUAUCAAAGGAACUACUGAGCCAGUGCGAGAUAUGGUUUCUGGAUUUGAAUUUGCUCCUGUAGCUUUGGGGGCCCUGGUGUCUUAUGCAGAAUUGCUUGGAGACGAGAGUAACUAUGGAAAGUAUAGCAUACAGAAAUACAAUCUUGAUCUCUACAUGAGGCUGGAUUCUACAGCCAUGAGGGCACUGAAUGUCCUUGAAAACAAAACUGAUGCAAACAAAAACUUCAGUUUAUUUGGUUUAUUGAAUAGAACCUGUACUGCUGGGAUGGGUAAAAGAUUACUUCACAUGUGGUUGAAGCAACCCCUUUUAGAUGUGGAAGAAAUCAACUCCAGGUUGGACUUGGUUCAGGCUUUUGUAGAGGAUGCCACAGUCCGCCAAAAUUUGAGGCAACAUUUGAGAAGAAUCUCAGAUAUUGAGCGACUAGUGCGUAAUCUUGAGAAAAGAAGAGUUGGUUUGCACCAUAUCGUGAAACUUUAUCAGUCUUGCAUAAGGCUUCCAUUCAUCAAAAGUGCUUUGGAGGAUUACAAUGGGCAGUUUUCAUUAUCUAUAAAGGAAAGGUAUCUGCAGCCCCUGGAACUUUGGACUGAUGAUGAUCACUUGAAUAAGUUUGUAAGCCUUGUCGAAACUUCUGUUGACCUCGAUCAACUUGACAAUGGAGAAUACAUGAUAUCGCCUGGCUAUGACUCUGCUCUAUGCGUGCUGAAAGAAGAGCAGGAAACAUUAGAAAAAGAGAUUCAUAAGUUGCAUAAACAAACUGCUAUCGAUCUUGAUCUUCCUGUUGAUAAGGGGCUGAAGCUGGAUAAGGGUACACAGUUUGGAUAUGUAUUCAGGAUCACCAAGAAGGAAGAACCAAAAAUAAGGCAAAAAUUGACAACCCAAUUGAUUGUUCUUGAAACCCGAAAAGAUGGUGUGAAAUUUACGAACACGAAACUAAAAAAGUUAGGUGACCAGUACCAAAAGGUGGUAGAUGACUACAAGAAUUGUCAAAAAGAGCUGGUUAAUCGAGUUGUGGAAACUACAGCAACUUUCUCUGCGGUGUUUGAGUCGUUAGCUGCCAUACUUUCUGAAUUGGAUGUCUUGCUCAGUUUUGCCGAUCUUGCUUCAAGUUGUCCUACUACAUAUACAAGACCGGACAUCACCCCAGCUGAUGUGGGGGAUAUUAUAUUGGAAGGGAGUAGGCAUCCCUGCGUGGAAGCUCAGGAUUGGGUGAACUUCAUACCUAAUGAUUGCAAACUUGUACGGGGAAAGAGCUGGUUCCAGAUAAUUACAGGGCCUAACAUGGGAGGAAAGUCAACAUACAUUAGACAGGUUGGUGUGAAUGUUCUCAUGGCACAAGUAGGUUCUUUUGUUCCUUGUGACAAGGCUAGCAUUUCUGUCCGUGAUAGCAUUUUCGCUCGUGUUGGUGCCGGUGACUGCCAACUACACGGGGUUUCCACUUUCAUGCAAGAAAUGCUUGAAACUGCUUCAAUUCUGAAAGGAGCUUCAGACAAGUCAUUGAUAAUUAUUGAUGAGUUAGGUCGUGGGACUUCCACUUAUGAUGGAUUUGGUUUAGCAUGGGCCAUCUGCGAGCACCUAGUCCAAGUGGUCAAAGCACCCACUUUGUUUGCAACCCAUUUCCAUGAGCUGACUGCAUUAGCUGACAAGGAAGCAGACAACACAUCUGACGGGAAGCCAAAAGUUGCUGGUAUAGCUAACUACCACGUUAGUGCUCACAUAGACUCAUCAAGCCACAAGCUCACCAUGCUAUACAAGGUUGAGCAGGGUGCUUGUGAUCAGAGUUUUGGGAUUCAUGUUGCAGAGUUCGCAAACUUUCCUGGAAGUGUUGUUGCUCUUGCUCGAGAGAAAGCUUCUGAAUUGGAAGGUUUCUCGCCGAGUGAUAUCGUUUCAAAUGAUGCAACAGAUGAGGGGGACUUGAAAAGGAAAAGGCAAAUCGAUCAUGACGACAUAUCGAGAGGGCAAACAAGAGCUCGACGGUUUCUGAAAGAGUUCUCCAAUUUGCCAAUGGAGAAAAUGGACUUGGAUCACUUGUGCGACAAGGUAACGGAGAUUAAAGGAGGAUUGGAGAAGGACGCAGCAAAUUGUCAAUGGCUUCAGCAAUUCGUCCCAAGUCGUUCUUAGAUAAUGUACAGUUGGGCACGGUUUGCACAUCACUGGAACAUUUUGGAGUAGAUUAGCCAUAAUCUAAAGACUGUCCGCUACAGGCUUUCAUUUUGCCUUUUCCCUCUGUUUUUGUAAUUUUGCUUCUUCCAUUCCGUAGGGGAGUUGGAGGGGGGAAAGAGGGUCAACGGGAUUAGAGAGAUUUUGCUUUCGAACAGGGUAGAUGCAAGCUGAGAAUUAGGUAUCGUACCAUGUCCCAAAAUUCUGUUAAUACGAAUUUUCUUGUGACCUUUUUAAAGUAACCAUUUUGGUUCAAGUAUUCAACAUUUUGCAGGCCUAAAUUACUAGCAGCAAUACGUGACUACAAAACCAGAGAGCACUGACUACACUGUACUCGUUUCUUUGUCUCAAAACUAGACGGUUAACUUACCUGCUGCAGUACAUUUUUUAAAUUAUAGAUCCUACAAUACAUUCAAAUCAUAACAGCAAAGCAGGUUCACCCGUUCCAAUGAAUCUCAGAUUGAUGCUUCUAUCCAAUCAAUGUAUCUCAGUCAAUGCUACAUACACUAAACACAGGAGAAGACAGAUCGAGCGUUGCGAUGGAAUUCUGGAAUUAGUCGAGUUUUUAGCUGGUUUUCCGGUCGCCUUGUUGAUUCCGUGACUCUAAGAACAGCCGCACAGUUGAGUAGAUCACCGAUGGUUCAGCCAUUGCACCAUUACCAUAAUCUCCACAAGCCAACCUCUUUGAAACAGGUGGGAUUAGGGUAAUCCCGAUUUCAUCGAUUCCCAUGAGAUGUCUUUCUGUGAAAGGGUUGGUCCACAUGAAUGUGUUCAUGGCAGGUGCCACAAAAAGUGGCUUCUCGUAGUCCCAUGCUCGGACAACACACGUCAGCAGGUUAUCGCACAAUCCCCCCGCGAUCUGCAUUUAUACAAAUAUGAAGGGAAGAAAAAAGAAAGAUAGUUAGCAUCAAGUAAUCCCUAACAACCUGCAAAAGAAACCAAGUUAAC
Messenger RNA from Linum tenue, 4020 nucleotides. The record is from the annotation of a GenBank genome assembly. NCBI's taxonomy places the organism in Eukaryota, Viridiplantae, Streptophyta, Magnoliopsida, Malpighiales, Linaceae.